GCUCAUGCCGAGGAGCUCAUGUGCAGGAGGCUGAGAUCAGAGCUAGACUCUGAGAAAGCUAGCUAGCUAGCUGUACUGAUCUAUCAUGGGCUCCCGGGCCUUCAGAAUGCCAGACCUGUACAUUCUCAUGAAGGAUAUCCAAGGAGAGAAGGCUCCAGGGAAGAUCAUGUCUUUAAUAGAAGGACCAAAAUCUGUUCAAGUGUUACGAGGUGAACUGCUUGCUCUAAUUCCCCCACGACAGAGAUCAGCACGCAGUGAUGGCAAACCACCUCACAACUAUCGGUACACAAAAGACCCCAGUGUCAUGCUGUACGGCGUAAAAAAGGACGUGUCUCCAAUUAAUGGUAGAGAUCUACAGCUUUUGGAAGCUAUUGAAAGGUCUUGGGAUCGAUACGCUGUGUUCUCUGAGGACAGUAGACUGGAAUGGGGGGCCAAGCUGAAGAUAGGUGACCAGGUCUAUGUGAGGCUCCCUGGUGAUACCACAAGUGCACCCACCUGGUCUGCUGGUGUAGUGAGACAUGCUGGACCUGUAGCGCCAUUACCAGGGAGGAACUUUGGAGUGGAGAUUAAGGAUAUACAGUAUCGUGGAAAAGGCAGCAGUGAUGGGUCGUUUAGAGGAUGUCAAUAUUUUCUUUGUGAGGACAACUGUGCUGUGUUUGUGUCUUUGGAUAAGCUAGCGGCUCACUUUGAAAAAGAGAAGCAACGAGAAUUGAUUGAUGCUGAUGUUGAUGCUGAAAGAAAAGUCCACGAAUUGCUUACUGAAGUUGAAGGAGACCUCCAAAGUAUGAAGAUGGCAGAAGACCCACCUCGCUUUAAAGAUGUAGAGAGACAACUCAGAGAAUUUCAAAACAUGGCCCCAGAAGAACUGGAUAUGAACGAUGGUGAAUUGGCUGAGGCCAACCGUCGUCAUGGAGCAGAGAGACAACUCAGAGAAGCUCAACAAAUGGCUCAAAAAGAACUGGCUAUGAAAAAUCAUGAAUUGGCUGAGGCCAAAAGAAGAGAAGCUGACCUGUCCGCUCAAAACACAGCUCUCAGGAGGGAGUUAGAAGGCAAAACGAAAGAGUUGGCAGCACACAACACAGAGGUGUGGAGGAUUCCGGCCAACAGAGUGAACAUUGGUAGGGAAAUUGGCAAAGGAGGGUGGGGGGAGGUGCUGGAGGGAGCAGUGAGCGUGGCCGUCAAGCGACUACACAAAGAAAUUGCCUACCCAAUUCAUAUUGAAAAAAUGGAGAGAGAAAUGAAGCUAUUGGCUGAAGUGCGACACCCAAACCUUGUGCAAUUCAUUGGUGCUGUGUUUGAUGAGCGGAACAAUAAAUCCCCUCCUACCCUCAUCACCGAGCUUCUGGACAUAAAUCUCCGACAAGCGUACGAGAGGAAUCAACUGAACCCAGGAAACCGCCUCUCGAUCUUCAUGGACAUUGCCCUAGCUCUGAACUACCUGCACCAGCGCUACGAUCCCAUUAUCCACCGUGAUGUGAGUGCUCCCAACGUCCUCCUCCAGCGAAUGCCCAAUCACCAGUGGAAGGGGAAGGUCUCUGACCUCGGCUCAGCCAACUUCCUGCAGCAUGCUCACACAAAAGGUGAAGGAUGUAUUCUUUAUUCUGCCCCUGAAGUGAUACCUCGAGCUUACAAUCCAAAACAAGAGCAAAUUCCACAAACAACUAAGAUUGAUGUGUACAGCUUCGGUGUUUUGUUAUGUGAGGUCAUCACUAGCACAUUUCCAGCAGUAAAAAAUUACUGGAGCAUGCUUAAAGAAGUCGAAAAAGACUAUCCACAAUUCCACGAUCUGAUUGCUAACUGCACUCAAGAGAGCCCCGACAACCGACCAACUAUGGCUCAAGUUCUGAACAUGUUAGAAGAUGACAAAAUGCCUAAAAUUUAGCUAGUUAAGAAUUAAGAUUUAGUGUACCCGACCUAUAAUACAUUGUCAAGAAAGUUGUAGACAA
Messenger RNA from Halichondria panicea, 1946 nucleotides. RefSeq names its product probable serine/threonine-protein kinase drkD. The record is from RefSeq and is a predicted model, not a curated record. The coding region runs from base 86 to 1882 and encodes 598 amino acids. Lineage: Eukaryota; Metazoa; Porifera; Demospongiae; Suberitida; Halichondriidae. Gene Ontology annotation, molecular function: protein serine/threonine kinase activity; ATP binding. The transcript is spliced from 2 exons. Gene Ontology annotation, biological process: protein phosphorylation.